UAUCAGCUGGUCUGGGUGCUUUUACCUAAAUUGUUUGUUAGUUUAUUUGCUUAUUUAUUCUUCUCAUGUUCUUUGCAUAAGUAUUUAUACAAAAUCUUACUAAUCAGGCUGAUCAAUUAAAGUACUAUAAACUUUUAACCCCUGAUCUUGUAACUUCGCUAAAAUGGAAAAUUGCAAUAACGUGUCAAAAGUCCCUUACGAUCCCGGUUGGAAUGAUCCACCGACUUUCUCGUACAACGCUCAACAGACAACAACGCCUGGCAGGCCGCGCAAUUUCCUCAACAAAAGAGUGGCGUUCCCACUAUCGGGCACUGGGAAUACUCCCGCUGCGGGCUCGACCCCUCCCGUCAACCUGCCGCCUCUGCCUACUGCACCGCCCAUACCUAUACCUAACUCACAAAAACCUGCUUUUGAAACCACAAAUAAUGAGAACAUUGACAGUGAAAGUGUUCUAAUAGAAGUAAAGACCAUAUUGUUAGAGUUCUUAGACAGUAGCAGUGAAUUAGGGUCCAAAUCAAACGACAUUAAGAAGAGAAUUGGAGUAAUGGAAGAGAUGUGGUCGAGUGGGAAACUUAACACACAGAUACAAGUUCACAUGAAGGAUCUAGCACAUGCUCUUAAAGAUGACCAGCCAAGCAAAGCAGAUGAUAUCCACCGAGCACUGAUGGUGGACUAUGUGAGUGUUGUUGGGACCUGGAUGCCGGGAGUCAAACAACUUGUACAUCACUGCAUUGCUCGUUCAGAGCUGUUGGCCAUUGAUAAGGAAUAGAUUUGCUACAGAGAGUUGAGUUGUUUAAAGCAGUACAAUAUAAAAUGGUUCAAAAAUGUUAGCAAUAUUGCUCUUCUUUUUAUAGGACAUGAAAAAAAUUCAAACUGUUUAGUCAAUUCCAUACUCUUAUUUAAUUUCAGCUAUAUUCCAAUACAAUGUAAUGUAACAUUAACUGCAUUUUACCAGUUAUUGUAGUUGUUUAUAAUUAUUUUGUCAGCCAUGUGUACAUAAAUGUAAUUGUUUCAUAUUUUUAUACAUUUUGUGUGAAUAGUGAUAUUAAUCAUGUAAGUAAAGUUUUGUGAUAACAUUUUGGGUUGCAACCAUAUUUUUUGUUAAGCCAUGCACAAUGCUGUGAGACAUGGGCGGAUGUAAGUGUGAUAAAUGUAAAUAAAACAAAUAAGUAGUAAUAUUUA
Molecule: messenger RNA, 1182 nt
Organism: Pectinophora gossypiella (pink bollworm)
Lineage: Eukaryota; Metazoa; Arthropoda; Insecta; Lepidoptera; Gelechiidae
Product: steroid receptor RNA activator 1-like
Exons: 3
Coding region: 164-769 (201 amino acids)
Biological process (GO): regulation of transcription by RNA polymerase II
Cellular component (GO): nucleus
Source: RefSeq, a predicted model, not a curated record